Messenger RNA from Stylonychia lemnae, 453 nucleotides. The record is from the annotation of a GenBank genome assembly. NCBI's taxonomy places the organism in Eukaryota, Ciliophora, Spirotrichea, Sporadotrichida, Oxytrichidae.
AUGUCCCACCAACAGUAAAUUGAUUCAAAUUAAUGUCCAUAGGAACCACAAAGGUAUUAUGAUGACGACAAUUUUCUAAUAGUUUCAUUCAGAGAGAAAUUUUACACUAAGGUUGGCAUCAAAUAACUUUGCUUCUAGACUGUUAAAGACACACUUAAAAAGAAUAUUAACCUCUUACCCUCUAAAAAGGUUAACAUUAAGUUCCAUAGCACAUAUUAUGGGGUCUUUGAACUAGGAAGUCAUUAAGAAGUGUUGACUGCUAUUGAUAUUUUAAAAGCUCAAGAAGCCAUACUUGCUUUUGAAUAUAGAGACAUCCUUAAGUCUGGAUUACCCUUGAUCUAAUUUGGAGAGCUAGCAGAGUUCAAAGAGAUGACAUCAUUUGAAAGAAAAUUCAUCACUACUUAGAUGAAAGAAGAUAGAGAAAAAGAGCUAAAAGCAAAGGAAGAAUUAUGA